AUGUCAACAUCCAAAAAACGCAAGUUAUCCGCAAACCUUUCUUCUACACUUUUGUCGUCUCCGCAUUCGCCUGCCAGGAAGCCUAGACAUUCCACUGGGCAUGCACCGAAUUGCGAGGAUUCCUUGUGCGAGGGCUGUGAUGUCGGUGAGAUAGAAGUCAGCUUCGCUCUAACUGAUGGCACUACACCACCGGGCCCAAGCGAUUUGUUUAGAAUGGCGGUAAAAGAGUCUGAGAAAGAGAAUCCCGAAGAGCAUGGUGGGGGCAUUGUGAAGAAAUUGUAUGACAUGGCUAUAGGAGAAUUUGAUCGUGCAUUAGGAGAACAAGAGGAAAUUAGGAGGAAGAUUGGAAAAGAGGAGGAUUUAAAGGGAGAAACAAGUGACAAGAGCAAAUUAGUCAAGGGAAAAGAAAAGGGAAGAGAAGAAGAAUACGGGAGUUACACAUCACUUUUACGUGAUUAUGCAAUGUGCUGUCUUUCAUUUGGGAAGUAUAUGCCCCUCAUUUCUUACAUCAAGAAAAGUAUCGAAUUGUUUGAGAAAGUCAUUGACGAGAAUAACGACGACGGUGAAGCAUGGAUAGGACUUGCAAGAGCUAGGAUUGCCUUGGCGCGUAUGAAUUUGCCAUCGCCCGGAGACGAAGAAGGAGAAUCGGAUAAAGAAGAGAAUUUUAGUCAGAGUCAGAAGGAAUUUUUAAAUGGAAAAGAGGCCUAUGAACGUGGACUCUCUCUCUUUAGAUCGACGGACAUGUCGCGAUAUAUAUCCGAGUCUAUCUUGGCUGCCAAAGAUUAUUAUGAAUACGGAGUUUCCUGUCAACCUCAUGCUUAUGGCUCUGAAGUAUUUGAAUUAUCGUUGGAAUAUUUGGAAUCUGCGACAAGAGCUCAAACCUUGGGAAAUCCUGAAGAACAGGAUCCAUUUAUUGCCGGCUUAAAGGGGUCUUGUCUGUAUUAUUCGGCCAUGAGUAAAAGUGCAGAUGCAGCAGAAGAAGUAAAGUCAUUUUUGACGGAAUCGAUCAAGAAUCUUAAAUUUGCAAAUGAUCACAGUGAGGAUAGUUACGCUGAGUUGCUUGGCCAAGUUUAUAUUCUGCAAUCGACACUUGCCGGCAACGAGAAUACGACGAUGGAAGCUUUCGAACUGGGUAUUGAAUAUUUAAAAAAGGCAUUCGAGAAGAAUCCAGGUAAUAAAACAAGGGAAGUAAAUUUUUAUCCGGAUAUGGGUUUAACCUGA
Paraglomus occultum is the source of this 1221-nucleotide messenger RNA. The record is from the annotation of a GenBank genome assembly. NCBI's taxonomy places the organism in Eukaryota, Fungi, Glomeromycota, Glomeromycetes, Paraglomerales, Paraglomeraceae.